GAAACUUUGCAUAGAUACAGGUUUUAAUGAGAAUAAACUAAGGGCACGAAUUCUUUUUGAGGAUAUUCAUAGUUCAUUUGGGUUUACAUAAUGCACAUAGUCUCGACUCAAUAGCAAUUUAUUAGUCGCAGAACUUUUCUUGUCAGGGAAUCCGUGUUUCUUUUUAUUUUCGACAAAAACAUCGAAAUUAAGUUUUUAUCAUACUGAAAUCUCCUCUUGUAGAAUAUACAAGGUGGACCAAAAGUCACCGGAUAGUUUUUAAUUUUGAAUAACUUUUGAUAGGAUCAAGAUAAAAAGCUGCGAGUUUCAACCAUUCAAAACAGGAUCUGUUACUAGGAAGUUCUAUGUACUAUUCAACAAUACAGAUUGUUAACCUACUAAUCAAUUAGUGAUCUUUAGCAAGAUUUUGAUAACUCUAUGAAAAAGACAUCGAAGUUCAAUUCAACAAAGCGGCUUCGAUUCGUGUAUUCACGAUCUAAACUAACGCCAACAACGGAACCUAUUAUCUUCUUUCGAUAGAGAGUUUUAGAUGCAAUACUAGAUAGCGAUAAUGACGAGGGUGAUUCAUAGGUGCGCGAUUCUAACGUACUCUGUAGAAUUGAACUUCGAUGUAAUUUUCAUAGAGCUACCAGUAUUUUACCGAAGACCACUGAUUGAUUACCAUGACAACAAGCAGUACUGUUGAAUAGUACAUGGAACUGUGAAGUAACAGAGACUCUUUUGAAUGGUGAAAGUCGCAACUUUUUAUCAUGAUCCUAUCAAAAGUUAUUUGAAAUUAAAUUUUCAAUAUGGCCAGCAUGAGAUCAUGCUCCUGACUAGACAUGUGCGGGACCAACUUUUUUUGGUCCCGGUCCUGGUCCUGGUAAAUUUUUUUUUGGUCCCGGUUUGGGUCCCGGUGAAAAUUUUCAUUUGGUCCCGGUCCCGGUGGAAAUUUUCCUUUUGCUGCUGAUUCCGGCGAAAUUCUGUUUUUUAGUCCUGGGCUCAGUUAACACAUUCGCUACGAUGUGGCCUAACAGUGAGCCACGCUACAUUUUAACGAGAAACUGUAUAGAAAAGUACUUUAUUUUUCUUUGUUCUUAGACACGAGGCUGAACAUAAUGCUUUAUCUGUUCUGCCUUCAGAGCUCUUUUUGAGUCCGUUAUUUCAUAGCAUGAUGGGUCUUGUUAAAAAAAUCAAGACAAAAAAAAUUGUUACUCACAACAGAACGUUUUUACUUUUGCUACCGCAUAGCUCGCUUCUCUUGACUGUUGUGCCCUUCCUUUCGCAAAGCAGCCAGUACAGCGUCUGCGGACAUUGCCCUUAAAUCCUUCCUUUUCUUCGAGCUUGCGAUUAGUGAAUUCGCGCUUGAAUUGGGUUGCUGAUUCAACUUCUCGAAUGGCAUGUCAUGCUGAAAUGACCUCACAGGAGUUUCGCCAAACUACAGGAUGGUUACUUCGCUACAUGUGAUAUUACAAAUGGAAGAGAGAAAACGACAGAUCAGUAUAGGAUGAAAAGACCAAGCAGUGCAUUUAUCGCAAGAUGAAUGCAGAAGAAAAUGAAUCUCUAGAGCUACUCUUUAAUAAAACCGAAUCGCGUCGAAUGUGUUAAAUUUGGUUUUUGUUCCACACCCAGUCUAAGUAACCUUACUUUUUCUGUUAUUUGUCCAUAGUCAGAGAAGUUGUUGCAGAAUCUGCCGGUUUUAGAUCUGGAGCAGUUCUCACUUCUAUUUCCGCCGAUGUUUCUUAUCAACGACAAACAUGACCGGGACUAAAUUGUUUUUCGAUCCUGGUCCCGGUCCCAGUAAAAUUCUAUUUUUUGGUCCCGGUCCCGGUCGCGGUCCCGGUAAAAUUCUAUUUUUUGGUCCCGGUCCCGGCUACCGGGACCGGGACUGGUCCCGCACAUGUCUAAUCCAAAUCCUUUUUCGGAUUGUUUUUUUUUUUAAUUAAAAUACUACUAUGUAGUAUUGUUGAAAUUGAAAGGUGGCAGCUGAAGAAAUUCCCCUUGUGAGUCGAUAGUCAGUAAGCUGAAACUACAUGUUCCUAAUUCAUUUGUCUCAAUAAUUGAUAAGUAUCAUUUCAUGUAAUAUCUAACUGAUAGUAUAAUAAAACUUCAUUUGAUAUUUAUUGUUAUACGAGAAGUCUUUUCGAUUUUCUAGAAAAAUAAAAAUUAUUAAUGAACAAUUUUUUUAUUCUUAUUUUCGAUUAAGAUAUUCUUUUUUUUUCUUUUUUAAAGAUUGGUAAACUUUAUCAUCGAAAUCAUGCUCGACGUGAAGAAGCUUUAGAUGAAAUAUAUCAAAUAUUAAAUACAUUUUCUGGUGAUCAAGAAGAUGCUCGUGCACAUUUACGUGCUGGUAGUUUUGUUUUAGCACGAAUGUUUCGUUUUGAUGUUCUUGCAACAUUUUCACAUUCACUUAAAAUUUUUCAUUUAUUAAUGAAUGAUUAUGUUCGACGACAUUCAAUACAAAAACAAGAUAUUAUAGCUAGUUUAGAACGUGGAUCUCCAUCACCUGAAUCAAUUUAUGAUCAACAAGGAAAAAGACAAAAUACUCGUGAAGUUCGUACAAGACGUAAAAUUGAAGAUCAACGCCAUCAAUUUAUUACAGAAUUAAUUGUACUGAAUCUAGAUUAUAAAUCUCCAGGAGAUUAUAAACCUCAACAAAUGAAAUAUAUGGAUAAAGUGAUGAUUCAACAAGAAGAUCAUCCAGAUGUAAAUUUUGUUAGUUUAAUUAUUGGACCACAUGGUAAUACACUUAAAAUGAAACUAAAUUUAAUAAAUGAAGCAGAAAAUAUUGUUACAAAUACAAUAAUAUGUACAAUUUGUUAUGGAGCUGGUCAUUUAACAACCAAUUGUAAAUUUUGUAAAACAAAAUCAAAUAGUACUCAUACUAAAUUAAAUCCUGUUGGACCACUUGCAAUUAAUGAAAAUCGACAAAAACAACAAAAACUUGAUUGUGAAUAUCAAUCAUUAAUGAAUGAAUUAAUGGGUAAAAAAAUACAAAUACAAAUAUAA
Molecule: messenger RNA, 2988 nt
Organism: Rotaria sp. Silwood1
Lineage: Eukaryota; Metazoa; Rotifera; Eurotatoria; Philodinida; Philodinidae
Source: the annotation of a GenBank genome assembly